GACAAAGCUCUCUCAGCUACUGGCUACAAGAGUGAAUUGGAUGCCAUUCAGUGGCUACUGUCGCAUUUGGAGGAUCCUACACUCGAUGAGCCCCUUCAUCGCGAAUUUUGUUUGUUUCUUUGUGUUCGUUCGGAAUUGGCUGACAAGGUGCAAGAAUUUUGGAAUUCAAGUCGUCUUCAUAAGGAAUGGAACCAUGCCCACGAGUUCCCUCCACAUAUAACAUUGCUCUCGAACCUCAGCGUUCCUGAUGACAAAGUUAUUUCAGUUCACGCCGCUUAUGAUAAACUGCUAGAGGAGCAUGCGGAUUUGCUUAAUAUUAACCAUGUUCCUCUUAAACUCGUGACAUCUGCUAAUUUCAUCGGUUACAUUGUUUCGAGUGACAAAGUUAAUGCGAAUCUCGAAAAGCUUUGCCGUACUUUUGUGCAGGAACUUUUAAAUGUUGGUGUAUCAUUUGAAGAUGACCCCUUAGAGAGGUGUAAAUCAAGCUACCACUUGUCUCUCGCGUAUGGCUUUCCGUCAGUAAGCAUGGCAAGCCUAGGCGGGCUUCAAGAUACCUACGACACACUGCCACCUCCCUCAAUCACUUGGAGUCUGGAUCUGUUUUCAAGUGACUCGAGGUUAUCUGCAAAAGAUUCAGAGCUAUGCGAAAUGCAAACGACAGUGGAAAUUGACGACGCCUUAUUUGCGAAGUUGUCGUCGAAGGAUAAGUUGCACAGUGGAAGUCUUCUACCGGAAGCUUGCGAAUUGGACGUCGACCGUUCGUCGCUUCCAACCUCUUCUGUUAAAUCAUGUUGCAAUGAAGAUUCAAGCUGUCCGCAACUGCUUUUCCAAACGCAUUUAGGUGACGUUGUCUCCACCACUACCCCACCACAACUUCCUAGCACACUGGCACACAAGGCCGGCGACUACGUACUGCUGAUUGGAUCGUGCAAUUUAGGUGGUCAGUUUGGUGUCCCAGUUGGUCUUAACCUCUCAACCGGCCUAACGGGGGUUUUCAGUUUAGCUUCUGCACGACGAAUCCCCAGGUGGUACGCCUGGGUAACACAUAGGUCCGAAUUGGUCGUUGGGCGCACGGGAGAGGAUUACUCCACAGCCGAACCAUCCAAUGUAUUUAUAGCUCCAUCCCGGAUUCCCGCCUCGUUCUCGGUCCCUCUUGAUUUUUGCGAACCAUUGGCAACAUUAAAUGUUGACAGUUCCACAUCGGCCGCCACAGUAGCAGGCGGUAGUGGAGGCUUUUGUUCCAAGUUCCUUCUCCGUAGCUGCCGUCGGAAAUCAUCUUCGUUUACCUCCCAACCCUCCAUUACAGUUGGCAGCGGGACAAAGACUGGUGCCAAAACACACUCACCUCCUGCCCCUGGUAGCUCUUUCUUCGUUUCCCGAUUUUUCGGAAGCUUUCUUUCGAGUUCUAGCAAUGGGGCUACUCAGCAACAGCAGCCUCAAAAGUGUCAAAGGCGGCUCUAUUUCAUGCGACAUGCUGAGCGCAUCGACAUCUGUUUUGGACGGGCCUGGACCACGCGAUGCAUUGACCGACGAGGUUAUUUGCGCAAAAUGCGGUUUUAUUCAUCUAAAUGA
This is a messenger RNA of Mesocestoides corti, 1572 nucleotides long. The record is from the annotation of a GenBank genome assembly. NCBI's taxonomy places the organism in Eukaryota, Metazoa, Platyhelminthes, Cestoda, Cyclophyllidea, Mesocestoididae.